Cydia pomonella (codling moth) is the source of this 3359-nucleotide messenger RNA. RefSeq lists its product as uncharacterized. Lineage: Eukaryota; Metazoa; Arthropoda; Insecta; Lepidoptera; Tortricidae. The record is from RefSeq and is a predicted model, not a curated record. The transcript is spliced from 17 exons. Bases 1177 to 3336 code for a protein of 719 amino acids.
AAUAUGAGCAGAUUGCACAUUACCUACAUAAAUUCGAAGGUUGUUUUAUAUCUUACAAGAGUUACAAGACAUUUAAGAAUUGCAACAAAAAGCAACCGGCUCGAAAACAAAAAAUAACGUGAAAAGGCUUCUGUUCACAUUAUCACAGACAUCAGCAAAUGUUUAUCUGCAAACAUUCACCGAAAGCCUUCAAAUUACAAUUAUAUUUAUAUAAUUUUCAAAUAUAAACGCACCUUUUCAAACUUAAUUGCAAUUCACGAAGUAUAACCCAAGGUCGGUGUAACAACGUCGAACAAUAAUUUGAAAGUUGUCGUACAAGGGCUUAGGCGCUAUGUCCACGGAGGUUGGCACCGACGUCCCCGAGCAAUCGAUUAACUUACGAUAUGAUACGACCCCUGCAGUAAACAGUUCCCGAAAUGUUUUUCAAGAGGCAACAUGCUACGGAAGAAAUAUCUUUUGUUUACUAAAUUUAAAACCGCUGUUAAAAUGAUAUUACACAAAAAAAAUACAUAAAAGUAGUUGUUUCUAUUUCGAAAUGGCAAAAACGCCAGCAAAUGUUAGUAAGAAAUGGAUAAGCGAAGAAACAAGUGAAGAAGAAGAACUGUUUCACCAUUGUAGGGAAAUGGAGACGGCGUGUUACGCGAUGACAAAGGUGGUUAUAGAUGCGGAUAACAAAUGGAAGGGUCCUAAAGGCAGCAGCACUCCGCACUCGCUGUCAAAUAGAAGUUAUAUUACUGGGCUGGUUAAUAUACAGGCAAGUACUAAUAUAGUUAUUGCUUUGUAAUGUUGAAUAACCUAUUGUAAGUUUGAUGAAGCCCAGUAAGUUUAUAAUGGCUUCUUUUAUACACCUUGGUCACCUCUAGUUUGUGAAUAACAAUUGGUGUAAUACAUUCGAAUUUCUAACUUAUCCUAAUAAUCCUUGGGUCUAGAAGGCGCGUUUCAAAUAACGACUUUAUUCUGUUUGUGUUAAGGUCGAAAAUGUAAACCAUCAUGAAAUUUGUCUGUUAAUCACAAACUGAAAGUAAUUUACUAGUACUUGUUUGCGGUUUUGACCAUUUUCCUAUUCCCUAAUCAUAUAUGUAAAGUAAUUAUUUAUUCCAGGUACUAGACCAAAUCAUAGAAUACCUCUCAAAAAUAGUAAAAUCUUUUUACAAGCUGAAUCCCAAACUUGCUCGUAUGAAGAAAGAGAAUCCCCUUCUACUGAGCAAGCACGAUCACGUGUUCGACAAAUUGUGCAGUGUGAGGUUCAUAAUGAUGCAGGCGAUGCAUGGACUUAUCGUCACUAUACUGAGUACUUGCUUGCAUCGAGAUGACUCGAGGAAGAUGAUCGAGUCUAGUUUAUGCUUAGUUUCUAUAUACAAUCAGAUGAUAGGUCUGAGCUACAAAAAGUUCAAAUCCAGAUUCAGCAUCUGCAGCAACACGUAUCCCAACACAAUAAGUGAAACCAAGGCCAUUACGCUGACAAAAAUUGUUCAAGUACUAGCAAAAAGCCGUGUAGAGAUCGAUUGCCACCGCUUGAUCAACUGUCUGGUCAAGAUGUACAAACCUGAAGAUGACUCCGACAACGACUCCGGCACCAGCACCGCGGAGAGCUUGGAGAUAUAUCAUACCCUAACCAAACACAUCACCCCACCAACAUCGUCCAUGUCUCGAGAACUGACCGUGGACAAACGCCGUGAGGCCUUCAUAGAGAACAAGAAGUCCAAAAUGAAGCAGGCCCAGAGCCUCAUAGAACUUAAGAACGAACAAAACAAGAUAAUCUCUGAAGUGCUCUCUCAGAACUCAGACUGUGAGAUAGCGUACACGUCGUUACUGACGAACCAGUGUGUUUUGGAGAAUAUUUUUAAUUCUAAUGAAAAUGUAAAUAGUAUUCUACAGAGCGAAGAAAUUUACAUAGAGAUUCUUUUAGAUACGGUUGCAAAUAUGGCCCCCACAUUACUAGGAAAUAAUGGAGUUAAGAAAUUCAAGUCAGGUCGCGUGCAAGCAAGUAAAAAGGCAGCAAAGAAGGUGACUGAGUACUAUCAAAAUAUUUUAUGGGGCGACGUCGGUAGCUGUCUAGAACACAUUGUAUUGUGGUGGUCUUCAUUCCCCUUAGCUACAAGAUCCCCAAAUACAAGUCAAAAUCUACGCGAAUGGCUUUUCGCUACUUUUAAAUCUAGCAAUACUCCCGAAUUAGUACUGGCUGCGUUAAGGAUUCUUGCUGACGCAUUAGGCUGCCAUGUAACCUCUACUUCCUGGGACAAACAUUUUAGCGCCACCUUAACUACAGAUUUGACUGUAACAUCUCUAAAACAAUACCCAGAUCUCUCCAUCAAUGUAACAGAAGUUACAGCAUCAGGAGCCAAGUUCGCUCUUAUGCUGCAAGAUCUAGUCACAUUGAAUAACCAGUGCGAAGUGACGUGGGAUUACAUACUGGGCGCGCCGUUGGAGGACCUGCCGCUUGUGGAGCAAAUACCCAUUUUACAUAGACUCGAUCACUCUAUCCACACUUACCGACUAUGGUGCCUCGCGGAAACCCGGCGCCUCGCCAACCAGUGGCAGAUGGACGACUUCUUCAGAAUAACCCAGAAGGACAUGCAGGUGUGCAUGGAGCAGCUGGUUAACUUGCGGUUUGCGGACCACACCGCCGCUAUUGAGUCAGGUAAAAUUGGCGUGCAUGAAAACGUGUGUGCAAAAAUGAGAGAAAAACUGGUUUCUGAAGUAAAAGUCAAUACACAAAAAUUAAAGGAAGCAACGGAGGAAAUCACUUCAGUACUAGCAUCAGUCUGUGCGACUACAAGCUUGGCGCACCUCACGAUGAUCUUCCCGAGCAACGCGGAGUGGCGCCGCGUCUCGCACCCGCCCACGGCCGAGCGCUCCGUCUAUGUUCACGAAUUAUUCGAUAAAAUGAUGUUACCGGUGGUUAAAGCGACGGAAGACAUUACGACAUUGAACAUGAUUCUGCGAAUCAUGGGAGAGUCGUGGCUGCAUCACAUUUACAUGGCCAAAGUCAAGUUUAGUAAAGACGCAGCAUCGCAGCUUCUAGCGGAUUUUAACGAAGUCCGCAACUGGUUGACGGAGUGUAAACACCUUACUGCCGCGGCCAGGAAACAGAUGCUACAGAAUGAAGUGUUAAGGAGGUGCGAAGGCGUGGGGCGCCUGCUGCUGCACGCGCCCGGCGACCUCAUCUCCAUGCAGGACUCCACCAUGCAGUCCGCGAGGCGACGGAAAGACGAUAACGAAGCCCCAGAGCAACUAAUGCCAGCGGAGAUGUAUGUGCCGAAUCAAAAGCAGUGGCUCACGUUGCGCGCCAACAGGCUCAAUGGCUUCACUUUGUGCUGUGUUGUUUUAUCAUAAACUAAAUAAAAGCAAAACUACAA